AUGGAAGCUCCUCCUCCACCCGUCGGAAUGGAAGCUCCUCCUCCACCCGUCGGAAUGGAAGCUCCUCCUCCACCCGUCGGAAUGGAAGCUCCUCCUCCACCCGUCGGAAUGGAAGCUCCUCCUCCACCCGUCGGAAUGGAAGCUCCUCCUCCACCCGUCGGAAUGGAAGCUCCUGCUCCACCCGUCGGAAUGGAAGCUCCUCCUCCACCCGUCGGAAUGGAAGCUCCUGCUCCACCCGUCGGAAUGGAAGCUCCUCCUCCACCCGUCGGAAUGGAAGCUCCUCCUCCACCCGUCGGAAUGGAAGCUCCUCCUCCACCCGUCGGAAUGGAAGCUCCUCCUCCACCCGUCGGAAUGGAAGCUCCUCCUCCACCUGCCGGACUCCACCGGCGGAGCGUCUGCCUUCGUCCGCGAGAUUCGCUUCCGUAA
Messenger RNA from Penaeus monodon (black tiger shrimp), 426 nucleotides. RefSeq names its product pollen-specific leucine-rich repeat extensin-like protein 1. The coding region runs from base 1 to 426 and encodes 141 amino acids. Lineage: Eukaryota; Metazoa; Arthropoda; Malacostraca; Decapoda; Penaeidae. The transcript has a single exon. The record is from RefSeq and is a predicted model, not a curated record.